UCAUCCGGGUAGUUGUGAUGACACGAAUUAUGACCCUUUUAGCGUAGAAAACAUGGCGGAGUCCUCCUUUGGGAGCUCGAGCCCAGCAGGAGAUUCAGCUGGCUCUGACGACCAUGAGUUUGAUCCUUCGGUUGAGAUGCUCAUUCAUGAUUACGAUGAUGAACGAACUCUUGAAGAGGAGGAGAUGCUAGAGGGAGAAACAAACUUCAGCACAGAGAUUGAUGACCUUGCUCGAGAGGGAGAAAUGCCCAUUCAAGAGCUGUUGAGUAUAUAUGGCUAUGGUGGUGGUUCUGCUGAGGAGGAAGAGGAUGAGGAUGAUGCUGAGAUUGAGGAGGACGAGGAAGAAGAAGAGGAAUAUGUGGAAAAUGAUGAGAACAGCAGAAGUACCGGAGAAUUGAAAAGGAAUAUGGAUGAGAGAGUGAAGGAUUCCUCUGGGCAGGAAGAUGAGACUCAGUCCUCUAAUGAUGACCAAACUCCAUUUGUCACUUCACAUGAUACUGCUGAGUUGAUCCGCCCACGACGGUGCAAGUACUUUGAAAGUAAUGAUGCUGAAGAGGAAUCUGAGGAGGACGAAGAUUAUAUUCCCUCUGAAGACUGGAAAAAGGAGAUCAUGGUGGGCUCUAUGUAUCAGGCUGAAACGCCUUCAGGGCUGUGCAGAUACAAAGACAAUGAGAAAGUGUAUGAGAAUGAUGAUCAGUUAUUGUGGAACCCAGAAUUGCUUCCUGAAAAUGAAGUGGUGGAGUUUUUGACCGAAGCCUCUAAACGUACUGGUGAGGAAAAGGGAGUAGAUGCCAUUCCAGAGGGUUCCCACAUAAAAGACAAUGAGCAGGCCCUUUAUGAAUUGGUGAAGUGCAAUUUUAAUACUGAUGAAGCUUUAAGAAGACUAAGAUUUAAUGUAAAAGCUGCCAGAGAAGAACUGUCAGUGUGGACAGAGGAGGAAUGUAGAAAUUUUGAACAAGGACUAAAAGCUUAUGGAAAAGAUUUUCAUUUAAUACAAGCAAACAAGGUGAGAACUAGAUCUGUAGGAGAAUGUGUGGCCUUUUAUUACAUGUGGAAGAAAUCUGAGCGUUAUGAUUUCUUUGCACAGCAAACCAGACUUGGGAAAAGGAAAUAUAAUCUUCACCCAGGUGUAACGGAUUAUAUGGACCGGUUGUUGGAUGAGACAGAGAGCGCUGCCUCCAGCCGGGCAGCCUCUCCCCCUCCCACUACCUCUAACAGUAGCACCAGCCACUCUGAGAAAGAUGACAGCAGCAACCAGAAUGGCAUAGCAUGUCACAGCACUGGUGAAUCCCCGUCCGUUGCGGUCGAUGUGAAAUGCGAAGGGGCACAGACGAACGGAACCUGUCCACACCCGGGAGAGCCCCGGCUCCCGCUCCGACUCCGGCUCCGGCUCCGGCUCCGGACAGAGACACUAAACGGCUGCAGCGAGCCUCUGAGUGACGGCAGGAAGGACUCUGACGAGCCAGAAUGUUUGGCAGACAGGAGGACUCGGGCUGCGAAAAGCCCCUGAAGAGGCACAGAGCGGAGAGCGACUCGCAGGGGGAGGCGGACCCCCCCCGGCUAGCAGCGGCGGCAGGGCUGAGGACGCGUGACCCCGCCCCCUGCGGAGGCCGCAUCACACCGGGGCUGGGAGAAGGGCGGGCUGAUUGUAUGGAGUAUGCGCCCACCGUCCUCCACUUUUAUAUCCCAAAGUCAUGCGUCUUCUAGAACUUGACAAGACGCAUAAUUUCCUUACGAGUGACCUAUCAAAAAUUUUAAGAAAUGUAUUUCCUAUUUGUUUUACAAAUGGUCGGUUCAUAUUUUUGUAAGCGAAAGAUAUUUAUAUUUUUAUGCAAAGUAUGGUAGUAGAUAUUCUUAAGCCAUUUAACAAGGGGUGAGUGUUUGGCGAACAGCGGUCUCCAUGGCGAGGGGGAUGCUGGAGCUUUACAGGCACACGGUGUUGCACUUUUCUAUUUUUUGUUUUGAAUCUGAGCGUAGUACCUCUGCUACAUGUCAUCAAAGCAAAUAAACCUGAGAUUCCAGGAAGCCUUACCAAGCACCCUUUGUUUCUUAUAGGAAAGAAAUGAGCUGCCAUGGUUCGUUUGUGUGAUGCUGACAUCAGUGAUGUCCUCCUGUAUAUUACUGAUUAUGGGACAGUUAAAGUACAAACUGUAUUUUUCCCACAUACUUUGUAGACUUUCUUUCUUUCUUUUAUAGAAAACUCUUAUUGAGUUUGUGUCUAAAGUUUGUAUAGAUUUCUCAUCUUGUACAGUUCAUAUACUUGAUUACCUGAAAGCGAAUAUAUUCAGAUCUGAGUCUUUCGGCAUUUACUUCCUGCUUACAAGUUCUUUUUCAUGUUGCCCUGCAAAUGGACCUUAAAAUGUGCUGACAAGUUUUAACAUUCCGUGAUGGGUUAAGCAACAUUUUUGUGUUUUUUUUUUUUUCUUUUUUAUGUGUAUGUGCAUUGGACAAAACUAUUUGGCCAUUUAUUUGUGCUUUAUUUGUGGACUGCUAAUGACUCCAUGAAAUGUGUGGACGUGGCUCGGUGCAAUAUCUCCCAUUGAUCCAGAAGUGCUGCAGAGUGCAGGUUCUGUGAGGUGGGAAACUAUUCACUGUGCAAGUUGUUAACAUUGCUGCUGUGUAUCCAGCUCAUGUGUGGUUGUUUAUUGGUCACCACUAGUCACCCAGGCCAGAAGUACCCGACACUCGAGCGCACUAUUGCCUCACAAGGCUUUGUACUCUGAAGACGCUGUUUCAAGAAGUUAGUUUGUUGCUGUCUGGAUGUUUUCAAAAUGGUGUAUUUUGUAGUGCUUUAACCUGCAUUCACAAAUACUUUGUGUUUAAUAUGCAGUUUGCGUCAAAGCUUUAGUCCCUCAAAUAAUGCUGACUUCUCAUCCUCUUUCUCUCCAGUAAAAGGUUUUUUCCUUUUUCAAAAGCUGAAGUGUCUUUUUUCCAUUUUGAAUGUGAAUUUACAAAGUAGGCUCUUGAUCAUUUUAGUAACUGUGAUAAUAUUUAAAUGAAUAAAUAUUAAUAGUAAUCAAGCUCUUGUUAAUUGUGCAUUUUCAUUUGUUUUAAGCCUGGAGGAACAGAUGAGGACAAGUGAAUGUCAGCUGAGCUUCAACAGUGUUAAUUAUGCAUUAGAAGGUGCAGUAUAUAUUUUUUUAAAACACUUUGUUCAUCUUUGGUUAAAUUUCCUUCACAUUCCAACAGAUAUAAAUAAAUUAUAAGCUCUAAGAAAAAAUAUCCCGUCUUUGACUGUCCCAGCCUCUGAAAUCAGCCACUAAAUUUCACCGCGCCUGAAUCUUAACACCAAUCGGGACAGCUGUCUGCAAGGAGGCCAGUCAGGACAGCUCUCCACCUGUCCAUCAUGUCGCAAGUUUACGGAGUAAGCUACACAGUUAAGAGCAGAGAUGGUGCUUUAGGUAACUAGAAUGGCAGAGAAAAAUGUUCUGAAAUUAAUGGUUCCACCUUUGACUGCGAUGGCGUCUACUGAUUAAAAAAGGAAAGAAAGAUAAGAUAUACUUAUAUUGAACCCCGUGGGGUAAUUUUUCCUCUGCAUUUGACCCAUCCUAGUUACUUAGGAGCAGUGGGCAGCCAUAGUGCAGUGCCCGGGGACCAACACCACUUCUGAGGCCAGUGCCUUGGUCAAGGGCAACUGCAGGAGCGCACCUAACAUGCAUGUCUUUGAGUGUGGGAGGAAACCGGAGUACCCGGAGUAAACCCACGUGAACACGGGGAGAACAUGCAAAUUCCACGCAGAGAGGAUCCGGUCGGACCUGGAUUUGAACCCAGAACCGAACCCGGAACCUCCUUGCGAGGCAACAGCGCUAAAGAAAGACUGUCAAAGGAUUAUGACCAAAAAGGCAUUGACGAGAGCAAGGCGAGCCUCGAGACAUUCCGUUCGGCUUUUCAGCGACUGCGAGAGCUCAGGGACUCGAAGGGGUUCAGAUGCAACGCUGAGUUGACAGGUAAUUAUGUUAUCUUGCUUGUUCUAUUUCUGUCUAAAUUUGUUGUCAUAGCUAGAAAAUGUCAAGUUAGUUAACUGAUGUACUUAGCACAGUUUACAUUAGCUAUAGCUAUGCUGCAUGUUAGGUGUUAUAGCUCACCUGUAGCUAGCUAGCCAUGCUGUU
Messenger RNA from Anguilla anguilla (European eel), 4109 nucleotides. RefSeq names its product mesoderm induction early response protein 1-like. Gene Ontology annotation, molecular function: transcription corepressor activity; histone deacetylase binding. The coding region runs from base 53 to 1510 and encodes 485 amino acids. Gene Ontology annotation, cellular component: nucleoplasm. The record is from RefSeq and is a predicted model, not a curated record. The transcript has 13 exons. Gene Ontology annotation, biological process: negative regulation of transcription by RNA polymerase II. NCBI's taxonomy places the organism in Eukaryota, Metazoa, Chordata, Actinopteri, Anguilliformes, Anguillidae.